GGCCGAAAAGCUUUUAGUGCUGUUGGACAUUCGAACCGUCCUGCUAGAGUGUCAUUUUACUUCUUGAUCGUUUUGAUUAAUUUCCGUGGGUAGCCGAACAGUUCCUGGGAAUCGCUGCAAGAGAGAGUAGAUUUUCGCUGCUAGUGCGCCCCCUGGCCGUGUGUGUGCGCACUAUAAUAAAAAAAAAGCAGUUCGUCACAAGGAGUGCCAGAGUGCAGUAGCCUUGAAAUGGCGAAUGUGAUAAAAUUGAUUGGGUUUCUGUGCUUAAUAGUGACAAUCGCCGGGGCCGAAUACCGUGUCAAGCGACAGGAUGAUGACGGCGAUCAGGAGGACAACAUCGAAGAGCUGUGCAAGGACCGACCAGCGGAUGAAUACUUCCGUCUGAGUACCGACGGCGAUUGCCGUGAAGUCGUGAGGUGCGAUAACGCUGGUGAAAACGGCAUCACAAGACUGGCACGCGUACGUUGCCCAACCGGGUUGUUCUUUGACGUUUACCGUCAGACCUGCGAUUGGAAAACGAAUGUUAAAAAUUGCGAUGAGCUAGGAAAACCGAGAAAAGUUCUUCCUAUCCUGAAGACCGAUGAACCCAUCUGUCCGGAUGGAAAAUUGUCUUGUGGCAACGGCGAGUGCGUCGAUAAGGAGCUGUUCUGUAAUGGCAAACCUGACUGUAAGGACGAAUCCGACGAGAAUGCAUGUACUGUCGAAUUGGACCCCAAUCGUGCCCCGGACUGUGACACUAACCAGUGUGUGCUGCCGGAUUGCUUCUGUUCUGCCGACGGAACCCGUAUACCCGGAAACAUUGAACCACAACAGGUUCCCCAAAUGAUCACCAUCACCUUCAACGGUGCUGCCAAUGUCGACAACAUUGAUUUGUACGAGGAUAUCUUCAACGGACAGCGUCAGAAUCCAAACGGAUGUCAGAUCCGAGGUACCUUCUUUGUUUCACACAAAUACACCAACUAUUCGGCUGUACAAGAUUUGCAUCGUAAAGGACAUGAGAUCUCCGUCUUCUCAUUGACUCACAAAGACGAUCCGAACUACUGGACUCAAGGAACUUACGAUGACUGGUUGGCGGAGAUGGCAGGCGCUCGACUAAUUAUAGAGAGAUUCGCAAAUAUCACAGAUGGUUCCAUCAUUGGCGUUCGAGCACCUUAUCUACGUGUUGGAGGAAACAAACAGUUCGAAAUGAUGGCUGACCAGUUCUUCGUUUACGAUGCAUCGAUCACCGCUUCUCUGGGUCGUGUUCCGAUUUGGCCCUACACGUUAUAUUUCCGUAUGCCUCAUAAAUGUAACGGAAAUGCCCACAACUGCCCAUCUCGUAGCCACCCGGUGUGGGAAAUGGUUAUGAAUGAACUUGAUCGUCGUGAUGAUCCAACAUUCGACGAAUCCUUGCCCGGUUGUCACAUGGUGGACUCGUGCUCCAACGUUCAAUCUGGUGAACAAUUCGGACGUCUGUUACGCCACAACUUCAACCGUCACUACAAUUCCAAUCGUGCACCUCUAGGACUUCACUUCCACGCCUCUUGGUUGAAAUCCAAGAAGGAAUACCGCGAAGAAUUGAUCAAAUUUAUCGAAGAAAUGCUUGGUCGCAACGACGUUUUCUUUGUCACUAUGCUUCAAGUCAUACAGUGGAUGCAAAAUCCAACAGAGUUAAAUGCACUGCGAGACUUCCAGGAGUGGAAGGAAAAAUGCGACGUCAAGGGACAACCGUACUGCUCCCUACCGAAUGCCUGCCCGCUUACAACCCGCGAAUUGCCAGGUGAAACGCUGCGUCUCUUUACCUGCAUGGAGUGUCCGAACAACUAUCCAUGGAUCCUAGAUCCAACGGGUGAUGGUUUCACUACCAAGUAAACCAGUCCACGGAAACCGCUCCGAUCCACCGAAAGUCUGAAUUAGUUGUGUGAGAAAAAAAAAAGUUUUACAAGUAAAGCAAUAGACGAUGAUUGAGGCACAAGUCUCCUUACUAGACCCGAAUAGGGCGGACAUAUCUGUUGUAAAUAUAUUUACCUUCCAACCCAAUUCCCGAUCCCCAUUCCUCCCGAGAAUUCCUUGACCUCCCACAAGCCACCAUUUUUGGUUGGUGCGAAUAAUUGGCGAAAAUAAAUUAAGACAUAUUCUAGGCCGUGAUAAUGAUGUGGUCUUCCAACUUUAUUAGCAAACUGUCAUCAAAUACAUUCGAAAGAUAUGAAAAAAGAGUAAAAAGAGGUUACUCAAAACCCCUGACCUAACCAGGGGUAGACCUUAAAAAUUUUCUAAUUAUUUUAUUUUCAAAUUUCUUAACGUAAAUUCAGUGUAGAUGGUAGCAGACAGACGUUUCAGGCAUUUCAUAUGUAGUUCGUAGGGUAUGAUGCUGCGACUUUUGCAAGAAAAGAGUUAUCGAACAUAGUGGUUAAUUGCUUGUGGCAAAAAAUUCUCGAUAAUGUCAAAAGAAAACGAUUAAUUUUGAAUUAAAAAAAAAUACAAGACAUUGAUAA
Messenger RNA from Malaya genurostris, 2474 nucleotides. RefSeq names its product chitin deacetylase 1 (gene verm). NCBI's taxonomy places the organism in Eukaryota, Metazoa, Arthropoda, Insecta, Diptera, Culicidae. Gene Ontology annotation, biological process: carbohydrate metabolic process. The transcript is spliced from 5 exons. Gene Ontology annotation, cellular component: extracellular region. The coding region runs from base 229 to 1851 and encodes 540 amino acids. The record is from RefSeq and is a predicted model, not a curated record. Gene Ontology annotation, molecular function: chitin binding; protein binding.